Molecule: messenger RNA, 573 nt
Organism: Ctenocephalides felis (cat flea)
Lineage: Eukaryota; Metazoa; Arthropoda; Insecta; Siphonaptera; Pulicidae
Product: fibrous sheath CABYR-binding protein-like
Exons: 2
Coding region: 16-573 (185 amino acids)
Source: RefSeq, a predicted model, not a curated record
UUAAAUUUUCUAUAAAUGGAUAAAAAGGUGAACGGAGCUGAUGAAAAUGCUGCAGCUGUUGCGCCUGCCGGUGACGUGCCCGCGGCCGCUUCUCCUAAAGAAGAAAUAACUAAGGAUGAGACUUCUGCACCUCAGAGUGAAGUAAUCAAAUCUGAAGAGGCUCCAGCACCCAAAGUAACAGAGUCUACAGCAGAAAAGACAAAUGAAGCCGUGAAAACACCAGUUGAAGAUAAAUGUGAAAAACCAGUUGCACCUAUUGCAUGUGAGGCAGCUUGUGAAAAACCUGCAACUUGUGAGAGUAAAGAAGUUAAAGAUCCAGUACCAGCAGAACCUGUUCAGACAUUAGAAGCAGCCCCAGCUGCGGAGCCAGUUGAACAUGUUACAUCAGCAGCUGAAAAUAAAGUUGAAGAGCCGGCAAAAACAGAUGUAGUUGCUGAAGUUCCAGUUCCAGAAAAUGUUGAAGCCAAACAGGACCGGAAUCUCUACCUCCUCCACCAGUUGAGGAACAGAAAGAGGUUUGUGAUCAUACAUCACCACCCCCAUUACCAAUUUCCUCACCCCCUUCCCAAGUAA